AUGUCUCCAGGCGCCGAAGGCGAAGGAUUUGAUGCCAGUAUGCCGGUAAGCCAGGUUGAAAAUGUGGUCAUUUCGGGCGCUGGACCCGCGGGAUUGAUGCUUGCAUCGAAUCUCGCACGCUAUGGUAUAAAAAGUGUCAUAGUAGAUGACCGACCCGACAAGACAUCUACCGGGAGAGCGGAUGGGCUGCAGCCCAAGACCAUCGAGACCUUCCGGCAGUUCAGACUCGCCGACGACCUCCUCCGCAAGGGUGUACGCAUCUACGACAUCUGCUUCUGGAAUUCCACCAAAAAUGAGUCCCUUCGCCGCACAGGCCGCGAAGUUCACUACCCCGAAGACUUGGACGUCAAGGACCCCUUCAUUCUUCUUGUACACCAGGGCAUGGUCGAGGAUAUCUUCAUCGACGAUGCUGCCGAGCGAGGUGUCCACGUGCACCGGUCUCUACCAUUCAGCACCUACUCCUACGGCUCAAGUCCUAGCGACCCACUUACUGUGACCUGUAAUGAUGCCAAAUCUGGUUCUCCUAAGACCAUCCAGACGCGCUACCUCGUCGGCUGUGAUGGCGCCCACAGCAAGGUCCGCAAAGCGAUGCCUAAUGUGGCCAUGGAGGGCGAAGCCAGUCGCGCACCUUGGGGCGUGCUGGACGGCGUCAUCAAGACCGACUUCCCCGACCUGUGGAGCAAGGUCGUGAUCCACAGCGAGGAGAAGGGCACGAUUCUGUGUAUUCCACGCGAGCGCAACAUGACUCGGCUGUACAUCGAGCUCAACCCGCGCAUGGAGGAGAGCAUGCCGUCGGAGGCGGCAACGCAGGAUUUCGUGAUGCAGCGCGCCCGGGAAAUUUUGGCACCGUAUACUGUGACGUGGGAGAGUGUGGAGUGGUUCAGCGUCUACAAGGUGGGCCAGCGUGUCGCAGCGAGGUUCGCGGAUGACACGAACAGAGUCUUCAUCACAGGUGAUGCAUCGCACACCCACUCACCCAAAGCCGCGCAGGGCAUGAACACCAGUAUGCAUGAUACUUUCAACCUAAGUUGGAAGCUGAAUCUGGCGAUCCGCGGGCUGGCACAGCCGUGCCUCCUGAGCACGUUCGAAGCCGAACGAAGGAAGAUUGCGGUCGACCUCAUCACGUUUGAUUUUGAGCACGCCAACGCGUUCGCCGCCGGAGACGACAAGGCGCUGGCCGACAAUUUCUCCAAGAACGUGGGCUUCAUCUCCGGCGCGGGCGUGCACUACGCGCCCAACGUACUCAAUCAGCCUGAGGACAACCCCCGAGGCAAGUUGCGAGCCGGGUCACUCAUGCUCCCGGCCACGGUCACAAGGUACAUCGACCACAACCCCGUCGACAUCCAGCUUGACAUACCGAUGCUGGGGCAAUUCCGCAUCUUCUUCUUCACCCCGAACGUGCACGCGGCAAAGGCCUUCCUGGAGAGCGUGUGUGCGCACGCUGCUUCCUCGAAGUCGGUACUCGGCUGCGUGUCGGCCGCGGCUCAGCAGUCGUACGUGGCGCUCAACCUGCCAAGCCCGGAGUCAGAGGAGUUCGUGCAGCCUGAGCGGUACACGACGGUGUCCCAGGUGGCGACGUAUGCGCUAGUAACGACGCAAAAGAAAGCAGAGGUGGAGAUCGCGGAUCUGCCAGAGGUGUUGCAGCGGAGCCGCUGGACGUUCUACUUGGAUGACGUGAAGGGUCAGGCAAUGGGCUGCACAGAGAAGUGGGUGGGCGGACUAGGCGAGGGUGAGGUAGCUGUGGUCAACGUGAGGCCUGAUGGGUAUGUGGGCAGUAUUGGCAGGUUCGAUGCUCGGAUACCGGACGCCUCUCAGUCAGCGCAGAGCUGGCUUGAUGGCUAUUAUGGUGGGUUCUUGGCUGCAUGA
Cyphellophora europaea CBS 101466 is the source of this 1866-nucleotide messenger RNA. RefSeq lists its product as uncharacterized. The coding region runs from base 1 to 1866 and encodes 621 amino acids. NCBI's taxonomy places the organism in Eukaryota, Fungi, Ascomycota, Eurotiomycetes, Chaetothyriales, Cyphellophoraceae. The record is from RefSeq and is a predicted model, not a curated record. Gene Ontology annotation, molecular function: FAD binding. The transcript is spliced from 2 exons.